This is a messenger RNA of Rotaria sp. Silwood1, 2988 nucleotides long. NCBI's taxonomy places the organism in Eukaryota, Metazoa, Rotifera, Eurotatoria, Philodinida, Philodinidae. The record is from the annotation of a GenBank genome assembly.
AUGUCGAAUAUAUCAUAUGUACCUUCGAAUGAAGAUUAUUUUCAAUUAAUUGAAACAAAUGAAAAUGGAAUAAAUUCAUCAUCAAUAACAAGUUGUGAAAUGUUCGAAAGACAAUAUGAUUUUAUUCAAUCAAAACCUGAUAAUUAUUUAUAUGAUUAUAAUUUGAAUUCAAAUAAAAAUGAUAAUAUUAAUUUGAAAAAUGUAAAUAUGGAAAUAAUGACUAAAGAUAAUAAUAAUAAUAAUAGUGAAGAAAAAUCAAUAAAAUCAAGUGAAAACAUGUGUGAUGUAUCAUCAUCAAUGAUGCGAUCGAUUUCUUCUAUUUAUUGUCGUUCGUCAUCGUUUAUUUCAUCUAAUAAAAUGGAUAAAAAAGAGCGAUUGAUAUUCGAUGAUCGUCGAUUAUUAUCAAGAUCAUCAUCAUCAUCAUUGAAAGGUUUAUCUUUAAUUAAAAGUGAAUCAAAUAAAAAUGAUCGUCGAUCAACAAUAGCUUCAAUUAAUUUAUCAAAUUUGAAUAAUAAUAAUAAUGAAUAUAUUAAAAAUAAAAAUUUUGAUAAAACUAAAAGUGAUCAUUCAAUUAAAUUAAUUAAAGAAAAUUCAUUUAAUUCAAUUGAUAAAAUAAAUAAUAAUUAUAUUAAUUCUAAUUCGGAUUUAGAAGAAUAUUAUGAUAAAGGAAGAACAAAAAUAAAAUUAAGUUUACCAAUUAAAUCAAUUAAAACAAAUAAAUAUGAUAAAACAUAUGAAAUUUCUAGAUAUAGAAAUCGAAAUCAAUAUAGAGAUAAAGGAGAAAGAAUUAAAUCUAUUAGAUCUGGAUCAAUUCAAGGAGAAUUUACAUUACCAACAAAUCCUCCAAUAACAGUUACUAUUGAACCUCAAACAAAUAAAAAUGAAAAUAUUUCAAAAGAUAAUUGUUUUCAUGAUGAUCAAAUAUAUUCACCCGAAAAUCUUAAUAAUCAUUAUGAACAAAGAUUAACAAAUGAUUCUCCAUUAAAAAGUUCAUCAACAAUUGUUUCAUAUUUUAUGGAUCUUUUAAAACCAAGUGAUAAUAAAUUAGCUUUAAAAUUAUUUGGAAGUCGAAAAGGUCUUCUUAAAGAACGUUUAAGACAACAAAGAGCUGGACAUUGUAUUAUUCAUCCAUGUUCUAAUUUUCGUUUUUAUUGGGAUUUAAUUAUGUUAACAUUAUUAAUAACCAAUGUCAUCGUCCUUCCUGUUGCCAUUGCAUUUUUUAGUGAUGAAAUUAAUUCAGCACGAUGGAUUAUAUUUAAUGUUAUAUCUGAUGCUUUUUUUCUUUUUGAUAUUCUUGUCAAUUUUCGAACAGGUGUAUUAAGAAAUGAUUAUAUUGAUGAAAUAAUUCUUGAACCACGUUUAAUAGCAAAAACUUAUAUAAAAACUUGGUUUAUUCUUGAUUUAGUUAGUUCACUUCCAGUUGAUUAUUUUUUUUUAUUACUUGAUACGGGAGAUAAUCCCGGAGGAUAUACAAUAGCACGUACAGGUCGUGCUAUUAAAAUUCUUCGACUUGUUAAAUUACUUUCAUUACUUCGAUUACUUCGAUUAUCACGUCUUGUCAGAUAUAUACAUCAAUGGGAAGAGUUUUUAUCAAUAGCAAGUAUGGUUAUGCGUAUUCUUAAUUUACUAGCAUUAAUUAUAUUAUUGGCACAUUGGAAUGGUUGUUUACAAUUUAUGAUACCAAUGUUUCAAAAUUUUCCAUCCGAUUGUUGGGUUUCAUUAAAUGCUCUUCAAAAUGCUCCAUGGACAGAACAAUAUACAGUUGCAUUAUUUAAAGCUCUUUCACAUAUGUUAUGUAUUGGUUAUGGUCGUUAUCCUCCUCAAUCUUAUGUUGAUAUGUGGUUAACAAUGCUUUCAAUGGUUAUUGGAGCAAUGUGUUAUGCUGUUACUAUUGGACAUGUAUCAGCACUUGUUCAAAGUUUUGAUACAUCAAGACGUUUAUAUAAUGAAAAAUAUAAACAAGUUGAAGAAUAUAUGGCAUGGAGAAAAUUACCAAGAGAAAUGCGUAAUAGAAUAACAGAUUAUUAUGAACAUCGUUAUCAAGGAAAAAUUUUUGAUGAAGAUAAUAUUUUAAAGGAACUUUCCGAAAGAUUAAGAUUGGAUGUUGUUAAUUAUAAUUGUCGAUCUCUUGUAUCAUCGGUUCCAUUUUUUUCAAAUGCAGAUCCAAAUUUUGUUUCUGAUGUUGUUACAAAAUUACGUUUUGAAGUAUUUCAACCAGGUGAUCAAAUAAUAUAUGAAGGAACAAUUGGAGAUAAAAUGUAUUUUAUUCAAGAAGGUGUUGUUGAUAUAAUUAAAUCAGAUGGACAAGUUUUAACAACAUUAUCUGAUGGAUCUUAUUUUGGAGAAAUAUGUUUAUUAACACGAGCUAAACGUGUAGCAGGUGUUCGUUGUGUAACAUAUUGUAAUUUAUAUUCAUUAGAUUCAAGUCAAUUUGAAAGUGUUCUUGAAUCAUAUCCAUUAAUGAGAAGAACAAUGGAAUCAGUUGCUGCUGAAAGACUUAAUAAAUUAGGAAAAAAUCCUUCAAUUAUAUCAACACGAUAUGAUUUAAAACGUGAUGCAGCUGCAUUAAAAGAUAUGAUUGAUCGUGCAACACCUCAACCAUCAAGUGAUGAAUCUGAUCAAGAUGAAAAUGAAUAUGAACAAGAUCAAGAUCAAGAACAAGAUCAAGAAAGAGAAGAAACAAAAUCGAUAUCAUCAUCAUCACAUAGAAGAAAACAAAGUCAUUUUAAAUCUUCAUUAACAUAUAUACAUGAUCAAUUAAAUAAAUCAAAUGAAUAUUUACAACAUUUAAAUAAAAAACGAAUAAAAAAAAAAAAUUCAUUAGAAUCUAAACAAUAUGAUCGAACACAUUUAGCUGCACCAUCAUCAACAUUUAAUAUGUCAAUUGAUCAUAAUAAAUGUCAAUUUCGUAAAUCACCAACAACACCUUUAUCUCUUUUUCGAAGAAUUCCUUCAGCAACAACUUUUUUUUCAAAUCAACCUUGUUAA